This is a messenger RNA of Penicillium brevicompactum, 840 nucleotides long. RefSeq lists its product as uncharacterized. The transcript is spliced from 3 exons. Bases 1 to 840 code for a protein of 279 amino acids. The record is from RefSeq and is a predicted model, not a curated record. NCBI's taxonomy places the organism in Eukaryota, Fungi, Ascomycota, Eurotiomycetes, Eurotiales, Aspergillaceae.
AUGGAUACCGCCAAUCCUGUGAUGGAUGCUGCCCAAAGCUCGGGAGAUGUCCCCAAGAAAAAGAAGAGGAAUAAGAGCUUUCGAAAGGAACUCCGCAAGCUCGGGCUUCCUGUGCCACCCCUCCCUCCCCGAGGAAGAGAUCCCGCUCUGCCGCCGAAGGCUAAGCGCAAGCGUUCGUAUCGCCGCCCAAGCAGACACCGGGCCAACAAGGCAAAGCGCUUGAAGGCAGCAGAGAAGGCCCAGACCGAGGGCUUUGCCGAAUCUGUUCCUCAGCCAUACGGAGCAGAUGCCAAGAGCGACGGUGAAGGCUCCAAGCAGACUUCCACGGACAAGGAUUCUGAAGAAGACUGUGUCGAUGAGUGCGAUGGCUGGGAGACCGACGAGAACGACGCUGAGGAGGAAUACACUCAUCAGGGUGAGUCUCUGACAGACGACGCUAAAGAGAUCCAAGCCGUGGACCACCAGGUCCAGUUCCAACAGAUCCAAGUCGAUGAGCACCAGAUCCAAGCCGAGGAGCACCAGAUCCAAGAGCCCCAGGUCCAACAGUACGAGGAAGAAGAUUCCGAAGAAGAGUACCUGCCUUAUGGAAGAUACGACGAUCCAUACCCGAGCUAUGAGCUCCAGGAGUCCUACAACCAUGACUACCAGCCUGGAGAAGAACGGCCCACCCGCAUUCCUUGGCACACGAGCUUUCGUGAUUGCUAUGCCCAGCGGGAUCAGGAACGACGCGCCCGGGAGGAAGCUACUCCUACUACGGACUGGAAUCCUGCCGACCCAUUGGGCCUGUUUGAUGAACUUGAGGGGCCUCUCGAUUGGUCUUCCCAAGGCCUCUUCGACUAG